AUGAAGGAUUUUGGCGAGACCUCGUGUUUGAUUUUGUCACUGAAUGUUAAUUCUAGAGGUAGAUCACAAGACAGGAACUCAAACAGAGGAAUAUCAAAAUCAAAGCAUAGAAGCAAGAGCAAGUCAAAGCCUGGUCAGCAAGCAACCUGCAGGAAUUAUAACAAAACUGGCCAGAUAAAGAAGAACUGUAAAAAUCCUAAGAAGACAGAGAAUUUUAGUGCUAAUGUUGUAACUGAAGAAGUGCAACGUGCACUAUUGCUUACAAUUUAUAACUUCAUUGACGACUGGAUACUAGACUCAGAGGCUUCUUGUUUUGCAUCUUCCAAUAGAGAGUUAAUGGAAAAAUAUGUUGCAGAUGCCUUUGUGAAGGUUUACGUGGCUGAUAGAACAACUUUAAACGUGGUUAGGAUGGGAGAUGUUGAAAUUAUACUCCCUAACAAGAAUAAAGGGAUCUUGCAAAAGAUCAAACACAUUCCUGAAUCGAAAAAGAACCUCAUUUCUGUUAGGCAGCUUAAUGAAGGUGGUCAUUCAGUAGUGUUCUCUAAUAACACCUGA
This is a messenger RNA of Phalaenopsis equestris, 555 nucleotides long. RefSeq lists its product as uncharacterized. Bases 1 to 555 code for a protein of 184 amino acids. The record is from RefSeq and is a predicted model, not a curated record. The transcript has a single exon. NCBI's taxonomy places the organism in Eukaryota, Viridiplantae, Streptophyta, Magnoliopsida, Asparagales, Orchidaceae.